Onychostoma macrolepis is the source of this 1801-nucleotide messenger RNA. RefSeq names its product cationic amino acid transporter 4-like. NCBI's taxonomy places the organism in Eukaryota, Metazoa, Chordata, Actinopteri, Cypriniformes, Cyprinidae. Gene Ontology annotation, cellular component: plasma membrane. Gene Ontology annotation, molecular function: amino acid transmembrane transporter activity. The record is from RefSeq and is a predicted model, not a curated record. Gene Ontology annotation, biological process: amino acid transport; transmembrane transport.
ACUAGCUCCUGUUCGCUCCUCCGCCCUCCGCUCUGUUCAAUGACGCUUUACAACAUCGCUUCAACCAAAUAAUAAGACACGAAUCAAUUACAGGUUUGUGGAGCCUGUUUGACUCAGAAAACUAUGGACCAGGUGUGACCUUGUUGUAGUUCACAUCAUCUCUUUUAUCAACCCUCUGGUCUCUGUGGAGAUGGCAUCAUGUGUUUCUGGCUGCUCUCCAGUGGUGAGGUUCUGUCAGAAGGUGAACAGGCUAAAGACGCUGGAGGAGGAUGUAAUGGCAACAUCACUGAAACGUUGUCUGUCCACAGUGGACCGCCUGCUUGGUGUAGGUGGAAUGGUGGGUUCAGGCCUGUAUGUUCUCACAGGAACUGUUGCUAAAGACACUGCAGGACCAGCUGUAGUGGUGUCUUUCCUCAUAGCAGGAGUAGCAUCACUCAUGGCAGCACUGUGCUAUGCUGAGUUUGGCGCCCGUGUACCAAAGACAGGCUCCGCCUACAUGUUUACAUAUGUUUCUGUCGAAAUCUGGGCAUUCCUGAUUGGCUGGAAUGUAAUUUUGGAGUAUAUGAUUGGUGGGGCAGCAGUAGCACGUGCAUGGAGUGGAUAUUUGGACUCUAUUUUCAAUCACCGCAUCCAGAACUUCACAGAGAGUCAUGUGAUGCGUUGGGACGUGCCCUUCAUUGCUCAUUACCCAGACCUCUUAGCAGCUGCCAUCCUCCUAGUAGCUUCCUUUUUCAUUUCAUUUGGUGUUCGCUCAUCUUGGCUCAACCACAUCUUCUCAGCUAUCAGUAUGGUAGUCAUUGUUUUUAUCUUGGUGUUUGGCUUUGUGCUGGCUGAACCAGCCAACUGGAGCGCUCAGGAGGGAGGCUUUGCCCCCUUUGGACUUUCAGGUAUCCUGGCAGGAACUGCAACAUGCUUCUAUGCCUUUGUUGGCUUUGAUGUGAUAGCGGCUUCCAGCGAGGAGGCCAGCAAUCCUCAGAGGGCUGUUCCUGCAGCAACUGCAAUCUCACUAGGCCUGGCAGCAACAGCAUAUGUCCUGGUGUCCACAGUUCUUACACUGAUGGUUCCAUGGCAUACGCUCGACCCAAACUCAGCACUCUCGGAUGCGUUCUUCAGACGAGGAUAUAGCUGGGCCGGGUUCAUCGUGGCUGUGGGAUCCAUCUGUGCCCCUGAUAAGCUGAUGAUGGCCCAGGGGUUGAGUGGUGUGUCAUUCAGCCGUUGCGAGACAACAACUUACUUGGGCUGCAAAGGUAUAAUAUACCAGAGGAUGCCUACUCUAAAGGACUGCUACAUAUGCAGGAAGAAAAUUGGAGUAGCAACCAAAACGUGUCUACACUGUAGUGCCAAGCAGCCAUAUAAGCAAAAGCUUGAGGGAAAAAAGAAACAGCUUUCCCAAGAAUGGAAAGACCGUCAGAAAAAAAACAGCAGUGUGAACAAAGUGUAUGAUGCAACAAAUCUACUGCUCCACAAAUGGGAACUUUUAGAAAGGUAUCCAGUCCUUUUCCUUGCCAGGAGAACCUCAAAUGGUUUUUCUGUUGAGUGCUUCUGUCCAUGGAAGAUGGACACAGAAGAUGUUCAGGAUGCAUUUGUCACGAUAAAGAGGUUGUAUGAAAGUCUUCUGAAUGUGGCUAUUGCAGAUAAAGCAGCAAGCAGCAUGGGAGAGACUCCAGCAACAAACGGCACACAGACAGAGACUCCAGCAUCAGACAACACAGCAGACCCAGCAUCAGAGUCAACACCUCCGCUCCCCUGUAAUGCUUCUAGCUGUGAUUCCAUCCAGAUGGAGGAAAUCAAACAUGUUUGA